Messenger RNA from Monascus purpureus, 1962 nucleotides. Lineage: Eukaryota; Fungi; Ascomycota; Eurotiomycetes; Eurotiales; Aspergillaceae. The record is from the annotation of a GenBank genome assembly.
AUGACUUCCAACAGUGCCGGGUUCCUUAACGCUUUCAUUCCCAGGAGCAGUACUGCCAGUCCAGCCCAGCGAGAUGCCUCCACUGUCCGAUCGCGUACCCGCCGCCGGCCAUCCUUUAACGACGACGACAGUAACAAUGAUGACGCUGGACAUGGCGAACUCGAUCUUUCCUCGAGAUACGAGAGUGCAUUAUCCUCUGGCGCGUCAACGCCCCGUUCUCGUCAUGCUGCCCCGUCCCCCCAUCCUUCCCGACAGAUCUCCCCCCUUCCUAUGAGACACCCAUCCCGUGCAUCUAGGCCGCUUGAUCGUGAUGGACGGCAGAAGAGAGAUCCUACUCCCAUGGGUGGACUUAGCCUCGCUGGAAGCAGACAGUUAAAUCUGGCUGAAACGUCCCGCGCUGCCGUGGACCUCCUAGACGCAUCUUGGUCGUCGUUGCAGGGUCUAGCUUCAUCGGUUCUGGGGAGUGAUACUAAACGAACAGCGACAUCUAACGGAACAGCAAAGAAUCAUACGCGGCGGAAGCCAUCCUGGACAGAUUCCUACUUACGAAGCACUCCUCGAUCGUUGGCGCCGUCAUCUUGGGGCCCGUCAGGCCGCGCUACACCGGAAAUAGGUGGGGGAAGUCAGGAGGAGAGAUUGGCGUUAUUGCAGGCGAAGAAAAGGGAGGCUUUGCUCUUGGCAGACACAGAUUCCGUAUCGGAUCUUGCUAGUCGGCAUAAACGACGAGAUUCAGUUGAUCGGUCAGAUCAAACGACUAUCGACCCGGAGCAAGACACAGGAGCCUUGGUGUACAUACAUCAUGUCCAAGGGAAUGAUACAAUAUCGGGGGUCACAAUACGCUACGGAUGUCAGCCGGCUAUAUUCAGGAAGGCCAACGGGUUUUGGCCCAGUGACAGUAUCCAGAGUCGAAAGACUGUGCUUCUACCAGUCGGAUCAUGCUCUGUCAAAGGACGGCCCAUUCCACCUGCAGAACGUAAAGAUCUCGGGAAUAUCCAUGCUGCGAAAGAUUCUUCAGAAGACUUGAGUGCGAGUUCAAUCGCACCCGUGACUGUCCAGACUACUGAAGCACCAUCAAAUGGCGAUAUACCAUCAAAUAAAAAGUCCGAGAAUGAAAGGGACCAGAUCUGGAAGCAUGAAUCAUGGGUCCAAAUAGAUGGAUUUCCAUCACCUGUUGAGAUAGGUCGUGUUCCUCGCAGAACGCUAGGGUUCUUCCCACGCACACGUCGAAAAUCUUUACUACAUACUGACUCAGAGUCGCCUCCGCCAUCUGUUCGAGAUCCAACUAUUCACCAACCGUUGGCUCAGUCAUCUGAGCCUCAGCCAUCCUCGAUCACUGUCCCAAAAAUCCGUCUUGAUGCUGACAUGCGCCAGACAACAUCUAGGUCUGGGGUUCGUCAUCAACGCAAUCGCAGUAGCUUUCACCUUUCUGGUCCAGGAGUGGGCACUCUCGAUCGCGAUGUAGUUGCCCCUGGUCCAGCUCCGGACAAAUUGAACCAAUUUUUUGCCCAGCAUAUGCCAAAUUUGGCACCAUCAGCGACUGAUCUGCAGAGCCAGACUGCGUCACCAGUAUCAACACCGACUUCGAUAGCAUCAACGCCCCUUGAUAAUCUGGGCGGCAUGCUCGAAGGUUGGGUGAGAAAGGUUGCCAUGCGAGCAAAAACUAAUAUAAAUGAAUGGCAGCAGCAAGCCCAGCUGUCAACCGGUCGAAGUCACGUGCCGGGGUUUGAUGACGGGGUAUUGGGAGGGGACUUGAUCGAGCUGGAUUCUGGGCUGGAUGCACGGCAUAACAAUCGCGCUGCUGCCAUGGACACUGUGGCAGGACGAGAUUCUAGCCUCACCAGACCCGUGGGCUUGCGACAGGCAUCAUCGUCGACAGUUUUGCGAGGACGAUAUCAUAGCCCUUCGGUACCUACGAGCGGGACUCGUGGUUCUGAUGUCAGAGUUGGGUUGAAAGAUGACUGA